CGAACGCAAGAAGAUGUACUGGGAGCAGUUGGAGCUCCGUUGCCGGUCGCUGUAUCGCCCGCCCACGGCGCAGGCGCAAGCUGCGGGAAGGCCUGUACAGAGUAACUGCAGCUGUUGUGCACAGUGCCAUCCUACUCAGCCAGCGUGGGAUAUCAGUCUGCAACACCGUUUUUGGGCACCAGGUCGUAUUGGCAAUCUGUACUCACCAAAUCCAGGUACUGGUAGGAAGACAUCUGCUUGGAGUUGGUUCCCAUGGCCAAGGAGUAACAGUCAGAAUUCUCGUUGCCGGAUGGGUGGAGUACCCCAAUCAGGAGACAGUGCCUACGGCUUCUGUGACACAGACGCAGUCCCUCAAAACGCUCAAACCCCUUACGAAGAUCGCACCUACCCCUCAAACUACCCCCAACCUUUUCCACGUUCUCAAAACACCGGCAAUUUUGCCCAAAACUCAACGUACCCACAAAAUGCGAAUUCGUUUUCUCAAACAUCGAAUUCGUUUACUCAAAGCGCCACCCAGUACUCCCAAAACACGACGUAUCCUCAGAACUCAGGGUUUGUGCAAAGUGCGUCUUUUGCACAAAGUUCUCAGUUUGCUCAAUCUGGGUUUACACAGGAGGGCUUUGGGGAGGCUAGUGGGAGUUUUGACGCGCAAACUGGUGUGUGGGGGCCACCUCCUCCAUAUAGUCCUCAAGGGAGAAGUGGGAGCCGACAUCUCCUCCACCAAGACCCAGCAUCAGCAACCCUGCUACACCACCACCACAUCGAUGUUCACCGCAACUCCAUGUCCAUUCACGACCACUCAAACCUUCCUAUGCAGUCUCAUACAUGCCGAAACUCGUAUUUGUUACAACACAAUAUGCAAUCUGAAUUAUCGCGACUAAAUCCAGAGCUAAGACUAAACCCGGACUUAUCGCGACUAAAUCCGGAACUAUCGCGACUAAAUCCGGACUUAUCGCGACUAAAUCCUGAUUUAUCGCGACUAAAUCCGGAACUAUCGCGGUUAAAUCCGGACUUAUCACGACUAAAUCCGGAAUUAGCGCGACUUAAUCAAGAAUUAAGUAAUUUAGCUCAAAUGUAUUCUCCUGAUGAACUAGCGAGGUUGCAAGAGAUGGGACAUCUGAACGGUCGUUUCAACACUCUAAGGGGACACCUGGUACCAUACAGGAGUUGUCAGAGGACAUUGGAAACGAGUGCAGGCAAUUUACACAGAGAUUGUAGACUGGAGGAUAAUAUAACAAUUGAAUGUUUGCAUCAGAAGAGCGGUAGUAAAGUGUCAGAUCAAAGCAUCGAUUCUUGUCAGAAAUUGGGUAAAGAGAACUUGGGAUUCCAGAACGAUAAAAAUUCUCCAGUCAGAUCUUCGAUGCAAGACUGUCACCGUGGAGUGAACCAGAAUGCAGAGUCCGAAGUGUACUUUGCAGAUGUAUCUAGCUGCUGUAAUGUGUCUGUGAAGGCGGACUGCUGCAUGAAUCCAAACGUCUCAGCUCUAGUGGGCACAAUAGAGAACCACCCCGAAUCUACAUCAGAAUCUGACACCGGUUCUUUUACUUUGACUCGUCAACAACGUCCACAACCCCAGGUGGGUUCCAAACGACGUCCUCGAGCCGAAAAACAUUUGAAAACUCAAGAAAAAUUACGACAAGAUCUUAAUAAUUCAUUAAGAUUGACUGAACAACAGAUUGAGCAUUUGAAUAACUCUAUAAGAAUGAAUGAAGCCAGAUUGAAUGAACGGAAUGAUUCUAGAGAUCGAUUAAAUGAUUCUAGGGUAAAUGAUUCUAGAAUGAAUGAUUCUAGGAGUAAUGAUUCACGGUUAAAUGAUUCUAGACUUAACGAUUCUCGAUUGAUCGAUUCUAGGGUAAAUGAUUCCAGACUGAAUGAUUCUAGAGUUAAUGAUCAAAGAAUCGACCGCGAACUCAACGAUUCCCGUCUCGAAGAUCGUAGAAUGUCAGAUCUAAAUGCGAGUAUUAGACUUGAAAGCCCCAAGUCUCACGUUAGUCCUUUACGUAGAAGUCCUAAGGAAAAGGAACCUAAACAAGACAAUACUAAAGAGUUUUUUGCUAUAAGCCCUCUAUCUCCAAGUACAGAGGACACUUUGUUGUCUGAUGAUGAUAGACAGGAUCAAGUAUAUUCCAAUGAACCUGAGACUUCAAAAUGUUUAGGUCCAGAUUCUCAAUAUGAACCCGUAAGGGAGGAGAAAGAGGAAGUGUUAAAGACCAAUCACCAUCAUUGCUACAGCGAUACCAAUACUAUGGAUUCGGGAUGGCAGAGUGGUUCCGAAAAGCAGGUUACUGAUUAAGAGAAUAAACACUAUUCCAGAAUUAAAUAAUUCAUAAAUUCGAAUAAUGAUUUAAUGAAAUUCAAGAAUUAACGAUUGCGGAGUUAAUGAUUUCGGUGUUAAUGAUUCUGCAAGAAAUAUUGAGAUGGCUGUAGUAAUAUAGGACAUUCUGGUGAAUAAUGU
Hyposmocoma kahamanoa is the source of this 2455-nucleotide messenger RNA. RefSeq lists its product as uncharacterized. NCBI's taxonomy places the organism in Eukaryota, Metazoa, Arthropoda, Insecta, Lepidoptera, Cosmopterigidae. The transcript is spliced from 8 exons. The record is from RefSeq and is a predicted model, not a curated record. The coding region runs from base 14 to 2293 and encodes 759 amino acids.